This is a messenger RNA of Arvicola amphibius (Eurasian water vole), 888 nucleotides long. Its product is annotated as major urinary protein 20-like. The record is from RefSeq and is a predicted model, not a curated record. Gene Ontology annotation, molecular function: small molecule binding; odorant binding. The transcript is spliced from 9 exons. Bases 1 to 888 code for a protein of 295 amino acids. Lineage: Eukaryota; Metazoa; Chordata; Mammalia; Rodentia; Cricetidae.
AUGAAGCUGCUGCUGCUGCUGCUGGGUUUGGCGCUAAUUCUAGUCUGUGUCCACACAGGACAAACUGGUGCCAUCGGAAAGAGCUUUAAUCCAGAAAAGAUUGAGGGAGAAUGGUAUACUGUUGGCUUGGCUGCCGACAAAAGAGAAAUAAUAGAAGAAAAUGGUAGCAUGAGAAUUUUCGUGGAGCACAUCCAUGUCUUCAAGAAUUCUUCCUUAGCCUUUCAAUUCCAUACUGUUAUGAAUGGAGAGUGCACCGAGCUGUAUUUAGUUUCUGACAAAACAGAAAAGGAAGGUGAAUAUUAUGUCAAAUAUGAUGGAGACAAUAUCUUUAAUGUACUUGCUACAGACUAUGAUGAUUAUAUUAUAUUUCAUCUCAGAAAUAUCAACAAUGGGGAAACGUUCCAGAUGAUGGAGCUCUAUGGCCGGAAACCAGAGUUGAGUUCAAACAUCAAGGAAAAGUUUGUGGAUCUAUGCAAGAAGCACGGAAUUGUUGAGGAAAAUAUAUUGGACCUAACUGGGUGGUACCUGAUACCUGAAUGUGUUCUUGUUCUCACCCUGCAGAUCGCUGUCUCCAGGCCCGAGAUGGAGGAGAGGCCUGAGCCUCCAGUGUUGAAUGGGGACUCCUCACCUGGACUCCAGCAUCAUCCCUUUCUGUCCACACACCACCCUGGUCAAUUCCUCUACUGCGAUGUUUCAUCUUUAGCCAUUGGACAUCAGCGUUCAAGGUUUAUUAUCACCCAGCUUCCAGGAUCCCCACAUCCCAACAUGAUCUCAGAGGUCCCCUCUUAUCCAUGGGGUCGUUCUCUGAACUGUCCAGUGAAAGCCAGCAGCCAUAAGGAGCACCAAACUCUGGCUUUCCUCUAUGCACAUAUCUACACACACCUUUGA